This is a messenger RNA of Scylla paramamosain (green mud crab), 2276 nucleotides long. RefSeq lists its product as uncharacterized. The transcript is spliced from 8 exons. Gene Ontology annotation, molecular function: L-amino acid transmembrane transporter activity. Gene Ontology annotation, cellular component: vacuolar membrane. Gene Ontology annotation, biological process: amino acid transmembrane transport. The record is from RefSeq and is a predicted model, not a curated record. Bases 1218 to 2255 code for a protein of 345 amino acids. NCBI's taxonomy places the organism in Eukaryota, Metazoa, Arthropoda, Malacostraca, Decapoda, Portunidae.
UCUCCUUCUCUCUCUCUCUCUCUCUCUCUCUCUCUCUCUCUCUCUCGCACGCGUGGUCUGGAGUCAAUGAAUAACCCCCUUCCCCCUUACUCCACCCACUAACUCGAGGGCAGGAAGCACAAACCUGGCUUCUGUGUCAUUAUUUUGGCUUUGAGCGUGUUUGGAGACCGACAUGAUUAUUGCAGGGAGAAAAAAGCCACAGUGUGUAGGGUAUCCUUGCAAAAAACAGAAAGAAAAGAUAAAGGAUAGAUACCAUAGAUUGUUAUGCAAUUGUUAUGAGGAAAAAAAAGGGAAGAAUCUGUUAUGUAGAAAUCAUUGAAGCUGAGUUUUUAGAAGGAAUGGGUGUUGUAGAAUUAGACGAUCCUUUUCUUAGUGUAUAGUGUGUAGAGGGAGUGGUUGGGUAGCAAGGUUGUGACUCUUGGGUGCGUACCAAUGUGUGAUCUCAUGUCAAGCAGGAGUCCGAGGGAAAGACGGAUAUGAUGAACGCGGCACCACCACCCCUGUCAUCAUCACGUUGCCGUCACGGUUGCGCCAGCACUCAGCACCACACCACCACCACCACCACCAUCGCAGCGCCACAUCACAGGAGGUGGUGGUCUUUUGAAGGUGGCGGCGCCGCUCGCCAAGGGACGUAAGGGCGGACAGACUGCUCGGCGUCUCAGGCGAGGAAGGAAGGGAAAGACUAACACCGCCACGUGCGCCGGCAGGUGGGCGGUGGGUGGGAGGACGCCCCGUCCCUCACGCCACCCCUUGAGGAGAGGUGAGGUAGAACAGAAGGGCACUGGGAAGAGGAGGAAGGUAUGGUAGUGAUGGUGAUGGUGAAUAUGAUAAAGGUAGUGAAUAUUGUUAUUAAUGUCAUUGUUAUUGUCACUAUCGUCAGCUGUUUAGUAAUAUGUCCUCAUUGACUUAAACGUUGGUGUAUUUUAUUCUUCUUGACGUAUUUCCACAGUUUUCAGUGUAUUACUUAUCCAUCGUUCGUGUUUCCUAUCAGCCUUUAUCUUCCUCUAAUACGAAAAAUAAAAACGGAAAAAAUCUAUAUAGACAAACACAUUUGACAACAGUAAAGGAUAUUGUUAACAAUCUCAUCACCACCAACAAGGCUUCUGUUCCCACCAACACCACCAUCACCACCACCACUGCCAUCAACACUACUGCCCCCGCCGCCUCUGCUGCCCCCCCCCCCCUCGACCCCCACACCUACUGGGAAGGGCCUCAAUAUGCGCGUGGCCGGCGCUUUCCUGGUACCCGAGAUGUCAGGCUCAGGUGUGCUGGCCUUGCCUCGUGCCCUGGCCAACACAGGGUGGGCGGGGUUGCCACUGAUGGUGUUGCUAUGCCUGGCGGUGGGGUUCGCAGGCACACGGCUGGGGUUGUGCUGGGUGCUGCUGGAGGAGCGCUGGCCGGAGUACCGCACGCCCUGCCGCCGCCCCUACCCGGCCAUCGCACUCCGCGCCCUCGGCAAUACGAAACACUGCGUGGCGGUGGUGGCUCAGACCCUCACACUGAUGGGUGUGUCCACUGUAAUGCCGAUCCUGGCUGGAGACCUGCUGGCCUCCCAGGCGGCGCCCCUGCUGAUCCCCUGCGCCUUUACUGGGGUUGUGGCCUGUUUGCUGACCCGUCUCCUGGCUCGCCACUCCCAAGGACUUCAGCCUCUACCUGCCAGUCUCAGGGGUGGGGUAUGGCCUGCUGAAGGACGCCGUACCCAGCAACAUCCUGCUAGCGGUGUCCGGGGUGGCGGUGACGGUAGUGCGGGUCCUGCUCUUUGUUCAUCUCUUCGCUUUCAUCAUCCUCCCCACGCCGGUGGCGCAGAGUUCGGGUGGCGGCGGAGCGCUGCUCGAACCUGCCUGGUGGCGGUGGAGGUGCUGAUCAGUCUGGUCUUGCCCGACUUCAAAGCGAUUCUGAACUUGGUGGGAGGCUCGACUAUCGCCAUCAUGUCCUUCGUGAUGCCGCCGCUUUGCUACCUCCGCCUCAGCGCCGCCAAGAACCCCGUAGGACUGCCCUUCAGGAACGUGGGAGUGUGGGAGCGUGUGGUGCUGUGGGGCGUGGUUGUCAUGGGCGUGGCGCAGAGUCUGGUCACCUCUUACACAGCCACCUCGUCGUUCAUGUCCUGGGCAGUCCUGCAGCGCUCUUUUAGCGGCGUAACCAAAGCGGAACCUCCUGCUUGGUCUUAUGGCUCCCGUGCUGCCUCUGUGAUACUGGUGUCCGCCUCUCAGGUUGUCUCGGGAGCAUAUCAUGUGCUAUUCUUUUUUGCUGUAUAGUAAAUAAAAAUGAGUUUAUCA